CUGUUUCUUAAUUUAACUGUCAUAUUCUAUUUCCUUCAGCUCCGCUCCCUUGCAGUUACCGCAGAAUUAGCUAUUGAGGAUGUAACGGGGUGUGCGCAGGUAGACUUUGCGGACGAAUACAUUGGAGGUCUUAUCCUCUCCACUCCCAUCGACCAGGUGGAAGAAGUUCGAUUUAUGAUUUGCCCGGAAAUGAUUGUGUCUUGUCUUUUGUUUGAGAAAAUGGGACCACUUGAAGCAAUACACAUCGUUGGAGCGCAGCGCUAUAGUAGUUACGUUGGAUAUCGUAAACGUGUAAUAUGUGAUCUGAUUGCCAUAGAUGCUCUUCCUUAUAGCGAUCGCACAACUCAAUAUAAAAAGGAGAAUAUUGACAGAGAGUUAAAUAAGGCUUUUGCUGGUUUUAUGUCGAAAAGCGACGAUCCCCGACCCAUAGCUACUGGAAAUUGGGGCUGUGGCGUUUUCAACGGUGACAAAGAAUUGAAGAGUCUUAUCCAACUCCUGGCAGCUGCCAAAGCAAAGAGAGAUGUGAUUUAUUGCACCUUUUAUGAUAAGCAAUUUGAAUCUUCUCUGAUUAACCAGUACGAACUAUUGAUUUGCAAUAAGACAACAGUGGGUAGGUAUUGAUU
Strongylus vulgaris is the source of this 623-nucleotide messenger RNA. NCBI's taxonomy places the organism in Eukaryota, Metazoa, Nematoda, Chromadorea, Rhabditida, Strongylidae. The record is from the annotation of a GenBank genome assembly.